Molecule: messenger RNA, 913 nt
Organism: Phalacrocorax carbo (great cormorant)
Lineage: Eukaryota; Metazoa; Chordata; Aves; Suliformes; Phalacrocoracidae
Source: RefSeq, a predicted model, not a curated record
GCGGGGAGGGGAGGAGCGAUGCAAAGUUAUGCUAAGGAGCGCCGCGUGUUUACUCCGCCCGCCGCACCAUCGAGUCGCGGCCUCCGGCCGUGCAGAGCGGCCGCCCGCCCUCCGAUUGGCCGCAAUCGGAGUCGUGAGGCGGGGAGGAAGUGGCGUCACGAGGCGCCCGGCGCGGCGGGCCUUUUGAAUAGGAGAGGCGGCGGCGGCAGGUUGGGGGGUCCUGGGCGUGACGUCACGGCGGGCCGGUGACGUCAUGGAUGGGGGAGGGGGGAGGGGGGCACACGGCGGGGUGGGGCGGGGGGCUCUCGGGUCCCCGCUGACCCCGGGGUGCCCGCUGACCCCCCGGUGACCCCUGACUCUCGGCGCCCCCCAGCCCCGCGACCUCCGCGGUGGCGGAGCCCCGCCAUGCCCCGCCCCAAGCCCACCGCCCCCCCGCCGCCGCGCGCGCCCCCGGCCGCGCCCCCCCCGGCGCCGCCGCCGCCAACGCCGCGCCGCGCCCGCAGGCUGCGGCCGGGCCAGCGGGCGCUCCAGGAGAUCCGCCGGUACCAGAGCAGCACCCGCCUGCUGCUGCGCCCCGCCCCCUUCGCCCGCCUGGUGCGGGAGAUCUGCCUGAUCUUCACCCGGGGGGUCGACUAUCGCUGGCAGCGCAUGGCACUGCUGGCGCUGCAGGAGGCGGCGGAGGCGUUCGCCGUGCGCCUGCUGGAGGACGCGUACCUGUGCUCGCUGCACGCCCGCCGCGUCACCCUGUACCCCAAGGACCUGCAGCUGGCCCGGCGCCUGCGCGGCCUCGAGGGGGGCGGCAUCUGACCCCCCCGGGGCCCCCCACCCUGCUGGGGCGCCUCGGGGACCCCCCCCCACCCUGCUGGGGCGCCUCGGGGACCCCCCAGGAACCCCCCACCCUGCUGGGGCGCCU